Molecule: messenger RNA, 1294 nt
Organism: Populus trichocarpa (black cottonwood)
Lineage: Eukaryota; Viridiplantae; Streptophyta; Magnoliopsida; Malpighiales; Salicaceae
Product: peptidyl-prolyl cis-trans isomerase CYP21-1
Exons: 7
Coding region: 419-1096 (225 amino acids)
Biological process (GO): protein peptidyl-prolyl isomerization
Cellular component (GO): intracellular membrane-bounded organelle
Molecular function (GO): peptidyl-prolyl cis-trans isomerase activity
Source: RefSeq, a predicted model, not a curated record
AGUAGUCCCAAUUAAAACAUUACAAAACCCAACUCAAACCAGCACUGUACAGCCCAAAUCUUUCAAGAAUUUUUUUUUUCUUUGGGUUAAUCUUAUUGGGAUUAACAAACAGGCAAUAAGUAGCCUGUCAAGUGACAGUGCCCGCCUUGACCUUAAUCUCCACCACAUGCCAUGCCAAGAUGCCAUCCUCUAAGAACCAACAACGUUGUUCUCGUUGUUACAACUUCUUGCAAAGGAAAAAUUAAUAGCAAAAAAACAGUAUCAGUUCUUAGUAAUCACUGCUUUGAUUUUUCUGGACACUCUUCAGCUUUUAGACCCGAAAUAAUCCCUCUCAGGCAAUCGAGGUGGGAUCUUUUUAUGCUGUGACCCAUGAAGAAGAAUCAAGUAAAUCAAUGAGAUAUUAAGCAAAAUCAAAACAAUGGUUAGAGUUUUUCCAGCGUGUGUGUUUCAACCUAAGUGCCUCCUUCUCUUCAUUGUCCUGGUUAUUUUUCUCAUCUUUGCUUUUACCAAUCCUAAGCAGGAUGAAGUGAAGGAAGAAGAACAGGACUAUGAGAUAACACAUAGAGUAUACUUGGAUAUUGAUAUUGAUGGGCAACGUCAGGGUAGAAUUGUUAUUGGAUUAUAUGGCGAGGUUGUACCAAAAACUGUAGAAAAUUUCAGGGCUUUAUGCACAGGGACAAAGCAUAAGGGUGCAAGUGGGAAAGCCCUCCAUUAUAAGGGAAUACCUUUUCACCGUAUAAUAUCUGGCUUCAUGAUUCAAGGCGGUGACGUGGUUUACGGUGAUGGGAGGGGAAGUGAUUCUAUAUAUGGCAGUGUUUUUCCUGAUGAAAAUUUUAAGAUAAAACAUUCACAUGCAGGAGUUGUUUCCAUGGUGAAUUCAGGACCAAAUUCCAAUGGUUCUCAGUUUUUCAUCACCACCAUCAAGGCUAGCUGGUUGGAUGGAGAGCAUGUUGUUUUUGGAAAGGUUAUCCAAGGCAUGGAUAUUGUUUAUGCAAUUGAAGGGGGAGCAGGAACGUAUAGUGGAAAACCCAGAAAGAAAGUAAUUAUUGCUGACUCGGGAGAGAUACCCAAGGACAAGUGGGAUGAGGAAAGAUGAAGCUCCGUUAACACCAGCAAGUUUUUGUACUAUUGAAUUUGCUAAUCUGUGAUUAGAUAAUUGUUUAGUUACAUAUAUAUUGAGCUACCACCUGUCAUGUUUUGGAUCCAGAGUCUUAUGCUUUACUGGAUAUAUUUCAUCACUCUGUUGUAUUCGAUAACUGUUAUUAAUAGAAUCAUUUCAUUUUCUUAGCAACUA